Messenger RNA from Penicillium pulvis, 1590 nucleotides. Its product is annotated as cytochrome P450. NCBI's taxonomy places the organism in Eukaryota, Fungi, Ascomycota, Eurotiomycetes, Eurotiales, Aspergillaceae. The record is from RefSeq and is a predicted model, not a curated record. Bases 1 to 1590 code for a protein of 529 amino acids. The transcript has a single exon. Gene Ontology annotation, molecular function: oxidoreductase activity, acting on paired donors, with incorporation or reduction of molecular oxygen; iron ion binding; monooxygenase activity.
AUGGACUAUGCUAUAUUCCCACCCCGAGUGUUUAUUGGCCUUGCCCUCCUGGUCGUCACGGUGGGGGUGCUGUACGGGAAACACGUCAAUAAAUUAAGGAAGCGUCUCCCUUUCCCCCCCGGGCCCCCGGGGAGUUCAAUUUGGGGUCAUCUACAAGUCAUCCCCAAAGAUCACCCUGAACACCAAUUUGUGAAGUGGGGAAACCAAUACAACUCCGACAUACUAUAUUUCAAUGUUCUCGGUCGCCCCAUGGUUGUAAUCAACAGUGUUGAUGCAGCCCAUGAUCUACUGGAUAAGAAAGGCGCGAACUAUGCCGAUCGCCCUCGCUUCGUUCUUUUCGAAGUAAUGGGAUGGGGUGUCACCCUCACUUUUCUUCGGUGGUCGCCUCGGUUCAAGCUCCAUCGGAAGCUCCUUCAGCAGUCAUUCACCCAAACGGCAUGCAAGCCAUAUCGACCUAUCCAGCAGGAGGAAGCCCGUCGGGCUGUCAAAGCCAUUUUGCACAAACCACAAAACUGGGAAUUGCUACUGCGGCAGUUUUCUACUGCUGUUGUAUUACGUAUUGGAUUCGGGAUUGAUAUCCAGGAAGAAAAUGAUCCCUACGUCCAAAUGGCAAUUGAUGUCGAAGAAGCCACUGGCAAAGGUGGUGUCCCGGGCGCGUCGAUCGUCGAUUUCUUCCCUAUCUUCCGCUACCUACCAAAUAUUUUCGAGAGGCUCUUUACAGUUUUCCAGCCCUUGGUCCAUGCCCGCCGCUCAAAGCCUACUAUUCAGCGGCUACAUGAUAUACCUUGGGAUGCAAUGGAGUCAUCUAUUCGGUCUGGCGUAGCGACUCAACCAUCUUUUAUGCGAAGCCACUUUGGUCAAUAUCUUUCAAAUGAGAAACUUGGCAAAACUAACGACGUCACUAUUGCCGAUCUGAAAGGUGCCGCUGGGGCUAUUUCGAUCGCCGGUGGCAAUACGACAUGGUCGACCGUGAUCGUGUGUGUUCUUAACCUUAUGAUACACCCGGAAAUUCAAGUAAAGGUACAAGAUGAGAUUGACAGAGUGGUUGGGCUAGAUAAGAAUGGAGAUAUUGUUCGAUUACCCAAUUUUGAGGAUCGAAAACAGCUGAAAUACCUUGAAAACGUCAUCCAAGAGGCAACACGUUGGGCCCCUCUAUCUCCACUUGGUGUGCCCCAUGCUUCGCUUGCCGACGAUACUUACCAUGGUUACUUUAUUCCAGCUGGAUCAGUGGUAUUUGCCAAUGCCUGGGCUAUGUCGCGGGACGAGCGCUUCUACUCAUCGCCGGAUGAUUUCAACCCAGACCGAUAUCUUGCUCAUGUGGAAGGUGGAAAUGAGGAACCUCUCCCUGAAGGACCCUUUGGAUUUGGAAGAAGAGUUUGCCCUGGGCAGCAUCUGGCUCUCGCCGGGGUGUAUAUUGUUGUCGCGACUUUGCUGGCAACUAUGGAUCUAACCUGCCCAAUUGAUGAAAGUGGUAAAAGGAUCAAGCCGCGAGUGACGUUCUCAAAUGGACUGAGUGGUGUCCCCGACAGUUUUCCAUGUGUCAUUACUCCGCGAUCAGAAAGAGCCAAGGAGCUACUGUUUACGUGCUAA